AAACAGAGAGUUAAGCAAACCAGAUUUGGAUUGGUGGAACGUCAGGGGUCAAAGGUGAAGCACAUAGACGCGGUCCAGGAAGAAGUUUGAACAUGGCGGAUAAAGAGAAGAAGAAGAAGGAGAGUAUAUUUGACUUGACAAAGUACAUUGACAAAACCAUUAGAGUAAAAUUCCAGGGUGGACGUGAAGCGAGUGGUGUCCUGAAAGGGUUUGAUCCUCUGCUGAACCUGGUGUUAGAUGGCACAAUUGAGUACAUGCGUGACCCAGACGAUCAGUAUAAACUGACGGAGGACACCAGGCAGCUCGGCCUCGUCGUGUGUCGAGGGACGGCUGUUGUCCUCAUCUGUCCUCAAGACGGCAUGGAGGCCAUCCCCAACCCCUUCAUACAGCAGCAGGACGGCUAGCACACACACACAGGGCUUGUGUCUGUUUUCUACAAGGAGAUUCAGUUGAGCAAAAAUUUGUGUUGCAUCCAAAUUUGUGGAUGUUGUUUGUCAUCAUGUGUAACAUAGUGCUUUGUUUUGUUUUUUCCUGGUUGUAACUUCACUCAGGAGAUCUUUUCGUUUGUUUUCUAAAUAUGGUUUUGAAUUGAGCUGUAAGUCGAGUGAUCUCAUUAUGUAUGAUGGCACUUUAGUGCUAACUUUAUUUUUACUUAUUUUAAUAUUCUAAUUAAAUUGGACAUUCAUAAGA
Molecule: messenger RNA, 690 nt
Organism: Tachysurus vachellii
Lineage: Eukaryota; Metazoa; Chordata; Actinopteri; Siluriformes; Bagridae
Gene: lsm7
Product: LSM7 homolog, U6 small nuclear RNA and mRNA degradation associated
Exons: 4
Coding region: 93-404 (103 amino acids)
Biological process (GO): mRNA splicing, via spliceosome; nuclear-transcribed mRNA catabolic process
Cellular component (GO): U6 snRNP; U2-type prespliceosome; U12-type spliceosomal complex
Molecular function (GO): RNA binding
Source: RefSeq, a predicted model, not a curated record